UUUUUAGGCACCAAGUCACACUGUAUACCCUAUUACAAAAUGAACGAGCUUCAUUCCCUAGCUUACACUAGUAGCCUCUAUGGUUCUUCCCUAGGUUGGGAUUGUCACAACCUUGGAGUUCUCAACGCGGACAAAAUGUCUUUAAUGCCUGCGAUGGAGGGAAGUACACCAUCAUUCUCACCUCAACAUUCUGAUUUCUCAACUGGGUAUCUUGAAGAUGCUUUGAUCGAAUCAUGUGAGCGUUCCAAACGUAGACGCUUGCUUCCAUUUGCUGCUGAUGAACUUAGCAAGAGUUCCAUUGAAGAUCUUGAGCAGAGUUUCUUGAAUUUCAACCCCAUAUGGCACCAGCCACUAGAGAACUUCAACUUCUACUGCAUGAACCAGAUAGAAAGGAUUUGUGGUUUUUCAGAUGAGCAUAUAAGCACACUGAGGAGUAGAAUCAGCGAGGAACCAAACAUUCUUGUAGAAGAAACAAAAACACCAGAAGAGACAAUGUCAGCCUCCGAGUCUCCAAAUUCAUACUCAUCUUCAUACAAACAACCAAUUACAUCCAAGAUCACAGACCCCACAGUUACCCCAUCAGGCAAUGAAGAGAAGAGACAGAAUAAGGUGAUAACAAGAGUGGUGUAUCCAUUUGCAAUGGUGAAGCCAGGUGGCAGAGAAGGUGAUGUGACCUUGAAUGACAUAAAUGAGAGGAUCCUAAUGCCUCCCACAAGGCCAGUGAGGCAUCCAGUUGGGGACUUUGCAUGUCGGCCAUGCGUGUCCACAGAGGGUCCAGGCCUUUCAGGGAAAGCAGUGGUGGCCCUUACUAGAAUUCACACUCAGGGAAGAGGCACAAUCACUAUUAUCAGAACCAAAGGCUAAGCAUAACCAACCAAUAUGCAUCACUCUUAUGGCUUUUACUUCAUGCAGCUUUUUGCCCCUCAUUUGCUUUGUUUUCAUCACUCCUUCUUCCAAUUGUAAAGAUGGAAAGCGAUAUCCAUGUAUGUGC
This is a messenger RNA of Abrus precatorius (Indian licorice), 991 nucleotides long. RefSeq lists its product as uncharacterized. The record is from RefSeq and is a predicted model, not a curated record. Gene Ontology annotation, biological process: male meiotic nuclear division; female meiotic nuclear division. The coding region runs from base 40 to 864 and encodes 274 amino acids. Lineage: Eukaryota; Viridiplantae; Streptophyta; Magnoliopsida; Fabales; Fabaceae. The transcript has 5 exons.